AUACCCCACUUUUGACAGAUAAAGUAGAAAAGGGAAAGGAAAAUUCCCUUUUGCUUCCUGCCAUUUCUUGAAGUUUUGGUCGGUUUCGAGGAAACGUUUUUUGCAACAAUUUCCCAAAAUUUUCCGGAUUUUUAAACUACAAAGGCUUCUCCAUCACAUCUUUAUAAAUCAAAUUACAUUAAUUCAGACACAAAUUUGAAUCAAACCAAACAUGCCAUCUGAUGCAAAAAAACGUGAACAGCAGCGCAAAAAGGAUGCUGCAAAAGCAAGACAGACUGGAAAGAAAACACAGAAACCUGAAGAACUAAAUGAAAAGCCCACCACCAACGGAACUAAUGGUGCUACUAAUGGUACUGUCGAGCUAACUGAAGAAGAAGCGCUCUGUGCAAAACUCGAAGCCGACGCAAGACUAAACGCCGAUGCCAGAGCAACUACCGGAUCCCUUGCAGUACACCCCAAGUCGAGGGACGUCAAGAUCGAGAACUUUUCUAUUACUUUCCACGGUUCCGAAAUGUUGCAGGACGCUAUGCUCGAGUUGAACUGCGGCCGUCGUUACGGACUUAUCGGUUUGAACGGUUGCGGAAAAUCGACACUUUUGGCCGUGCUCGGUAACAGGGAAGUUCCAAUUCCGGAUCACAUUGAUAUAUUCCAUCUAACAAGAGAAAUGCCUGCUUCGGACAAAUCCGCUCUGCAGUGUGUCAUGGAAGUCGACCAGGAAAGGACGCGACUUGAAAAACUUGUCGAAACUUUGAUUGCUUGCGAAGAUGACGAAUCUCAAGAGCAACUUAUGGACAUUUACGAACGUCUCGAUGAAAUAUCGGCAGACACAGCUGAAGCUAGAGCGGCCAACAUCCUGCACGGUUUAGGUUUUACCAAACAGAUGCAGCAACAGAAAACUAGAGAUUUCAGUGGAGGUUGGAGAAUGCGUAUCGCAUUGGCUAGAGCUCUUUAUGUCAAACCCCAUUUGUUAUUGCUUGAUGAACCGACUAAUCAUUUAGAUUUGGAUGCUUGUGUAUGGCUGGAGGAAGAAUUAAAGAACUACAAGAGAAUAUUGGUUUUAAUCUCGCAUUCGCAAGAUUUCCUUAAUGGCGUUUGUACUAAUAUAAUUCACAUGGAUAAGAAACGACUCAAGUAUUAUACGGGUAACUAUGAUGCUUUCAUGAAAACUCGCAUGGAACUCUUGGAAAACCAAAUGAAACAGUAUAAUUGGGAACAGGAUCAAAUAAACCAUAUGAAAAACUACAUUGCAAGGUUCGGUCACGGUUCUGCUAAACUUGCCCGACAAGCCCAGUCCAAGGAAAAAACUUUAGCUAAAAUGGUUGCUCAAGGGUUAACAGAAAAAGUGUCGAACGAAAAACUUGUUACAUUUUAUUUUCCUAGUUGUGGUACUAUACCGCCUCCGGUAAUUAUGGUGCAAAAUGUCAGCUUUAGGUACAACGACGAUACACCUUACAUCUACAAAAACUUGGAAUUCGGUAUCGACUUGGAUACAAGAUUGGCUUUAGUAGGACCCAAUGGUGCUGGAAAAAGUACCUUGCUGAAAUUACUUUAUGGAGAUCUCUUUCCUACUGAAGGUAUGAUCAGAAAAAAUUCUCACUUGAGGAUCGCCAGGUAUCACCAACAUUUGCACGAGUUAUUAGAUCUUGAUUUGUCUCCUCUUGAAUAUAUGAUGAAAUGUUUCCCGGAUGUUAAGGAAAAAGAAGAAAUGAGGAAAAUUAUCGGACGAUAUGGAUUGACUGGCAGGCAACAGGUUUGUCCAAUUAGACAACUUUCCGAUGGACAAAGAUGCAGAGUCGUGUUUGCAUGGUUAGCUUGGCAAGCCCCUCACUUACUGCUACUUGAUGAACCUACCAAUCACUUGGACAUGGAAACUAUUGAUGCCCUAGCAGAAGCUGUCAACGAUUUCGAGGGCGGAUUAGUUCUUGUUAGUCACGAUUUCAGGCUUAUUAGUCAGGUUGCUGAAGAAAUCUGGGUAUGUGAGAAAGGAACGGUAACAAAAUGGAAAGGUGGCAUUUUGUCGUACAAAGAGCACUUGAAAACGAAACUAUUAAAAGAUGCUGAAAAGAGCGCCAAGCAGCAAAGAUAAUUUAAUUGCACCUUAGAGAAAAAUUACAUCCUUAGAAAAUAAUUGAUGCACCAUCAAUAAUAAGGCAACUCAUUGCGGUUAACAUUUUAAUAAUUAUGCAAUUUAUUGUUUCAAUAAAUAGCAUUCUUUAUU
Molecule: messenger RNA, 2218 nt
Organism: Ceutorhynchus assimilis (cabbage seed weevil)
Lineage: Eukaryota; Metazoa; Arthropoda; Insecta; Coleoptera; Curculionidae
Source: the annotation of a GenBank genome assembly